GGUGCUGUUUCUAGGGUUUUCCUUGCCAGAUGCGCGCUACUAUGUAGCCUACGCUUACGCGGUCUCAGCUCCGCAGUUGUUACGCAGACAGGCGUUUCUGCAGCACCACAAAAGGUCCCUACCUUUCGCAAGAAAGCAGCGGAGGAAAUCGGCGUACUACAAAAACCUACGUUUGUGUGCACGCUUCGGCAUUCCCUCUAAUAUGGCCCUGACUCUUACGAAUCCGGAAAUGAAAUUAAAUGUAGAGCAGCUUGUGGACUUGAUGAGAACCAGGACACGACCUGGCUAUCACAUAUUUUACCAGGGUGAUGGUGCAUCAACGACCAAUGAAUAUAUGUUCGGAUUACCGGGUCACCCCGUUAGCGGCAAUGCAGAAAUUGCAGUGGCAAUGGAGAUUCCCCUAGGGUUUCAAACAUUCGAGUUCAAGUUUGACUACAGCGAAGGAAAUAACCACAUACACUACAAGUUCCCAAGGAGUCCAGGCAGCAAGGAAGCUUUUGCGAUUGUGCAGUACAACCAAAAAGACAAUCCGAUCGAGGUCGCGGCCAGUGAUGCAAUGAUUUUUCCUGGUGUGCAUGUGCUGCGGAUCAGGGUCUCUGAUGACGAUCAGAGCGUGCAGUUCUAUACGGACAGUGCGCAACUUUUUCAAGACACUGUUUACAACGUCGAAAAUACCGACGUGGUUAGGAUCAAGAAUGAUAACGGACGAGUCUUCGAGGCACACUACGUGGCUGACAAUGACAGCGACGUUUUCGAAUCCGAAGGUGGCAAUGAUCCUAAUUAUGCACCUGGGCUUACUCCAGGAAGCUUCGUGUCAGUCUCGGGAUCAGUAGCUUUUUCGACUACUACAAGUUUCAUGAUAUUAGAAAGAAGUAAGUUGGACAAGACUAACAAAAACCCAAGUGUAACUGAGAAAUACAAAAUACACUACCCGGCCGAUACUCAAGAUCUUUUCUACUACGUGAAGUUUUUCAAGAACUACCUCAUCAUUGACGGAGGACAGGGCAUGCAAGUGAUCAAGCAUAAUUUUAAGGCACCUCAGGACUACUUCCCGACAGAUUUGUAUACCAAAGACGUGAUAGUUGUUUUGAUGUAACGUGGCAAAUAGAUACCUGCGUUCAAGACGUCAUAACGCUGCCUUCUACACGAGUUCUUCCUUACCAUGUAAUAAAGAUUAAUUGCCUUCAGUA
Rhipicephalus sanguineus (brown dog tick) is the source of this 1190-nucleotide messenger RNA. RefSeq lists its product as uncharacterized. The coding region runs from base 203 to 1096 and encodes 297 amino acids. The transcript is spliced from 8 exons. The record is from RefSeq and is a predicted model, not a curated record. NCBI's taxonomy places the organism in Eukaryota, Metazoa, Arthropoda, Arachnida, Ixodida, Ixodidae.